Galeopterus variegatus (Sunda flying lemur) is the source of this 591-nucleotide messenger RNA. RefSeq names its product olfactory receptor 1F1-like. NCBI's taxonomy places the organism in Eukaryota, Metazoa, Chordata, Mammalia, Dermoptera, Cynocephalidae. Gene Ontology annotation, cellular component: membrane. Gene Ontology annotation, molecular function: olfactory receptor activity. The record is from RefSeq and is a predicted model, not a curated record. Bases 1 to 591 code for a protein of 196 amino acids. Gene Ontology annotation, biological process: G protein-coupled receptor signaling pathway. The transcript has a single exon.
AUGGCUUAUGACCGCUACGUGGCCAUCUGCUGUCCCCUGCACUAUGUGACAGUAAUGAGCAUCUGUCGCUGUGCCUUGCUGGUGGCCAUUCCGUGGACCUCAGCCAACCUCAUCUCCAUGGUCCACACUCUCCUGAUGACCCACUUAUCCUUUUGCACCAAUAGGAUCCCACACUUCUUCUGUGACAUCAACGCCUUGAUCAAACUCUCCUGCUCUGACACCCAAGUCAACGAGAUGCUGGUGUUGGUCCUCGGGGGCUCAGUGGUUUUGGUCCCAUUCGUGAGCAUCAUAGCCUCUUACACACCUAUUGCCAUGGCCGUGUGGAAGGUGCCCUCUGCCUGGGGGAAGUGGAAAGCGUUCUCCACCUGCAGCUCUCACCUCUGUGUUGUCUCUCUCUUUUAUGGGACGAUCAUCGGGGUCUACUUCAACCCUGUAUCCACACACACCACCCAGAGGGACCUGGUAGCCACAGUGAUGUACACUCUGGUUGCACCCAUGCUGAACCCCUUCAUCUACAGCCUGCGGAACCGAGAGCUGAAGGGCGCCCUCCGGAAACUUCUCAGUGGGAAUCGCUUUGACAAUCCUCUUUGA